Molecule: messenger RNA, 1112 nt
Organism: Zophobas morio
Lineage: Eukaryota; Metazoa; Arthropoda; Insecta; Coleoptera; Tenebrionidae
Product: serine/threonine-protein kinase 16
Exons: 4
Coding region: 108-1064 (318 amino acids)
Biological process (GO): protein phosphorylation
Cellular component (GO): cytoplasm; Golgi apparatus
Molecular function (GO): ATP binding; protein serine/threonine kinase activity
Source: RefSeq, a predicted model, not a curated record
UGUCUCUAGAAACAGGGACCCGCACAGCUGACACUUGACGUUUGUGGUUAUGUAUUUACUCCUAAUCUGAGGUUAUGUAGUUAUCAAACGUGUCAAACCGUCCCAAAAUGAACGCUUUGGGGCUCAGCAUGAUAGUAAAAAUGGGUUGCAUUUGUGCGCGCGAGUCCAUCGACAUCAACGGCAUUAAAUACAUCGUGAAAGAGCGCCUGGGCGAAGGAGGCUUCUCCACCGUCGACUUAAUCGAGCACAAAGGAACAAAACGUAAAUUCGCCUUAAAACGUAUCCUAUGUCACAGCGUCGAGGACCAGAAGGUCGCCAUGGACGAAAUUUCCUACUACAAGAAACUCAAACACCCCAACAUCAUCGAGCUGGUGGACUCCACGUUCAAAGGAUCGGCUGACAUCGUAGUCAACGCCACGUCCGAAGCUUACCUAGUGUUGCCUUAUUACCGCCGGGGUACCCUGCACGACUACCUCACGCUUAGAUCGUUCAAUCGGAACUACCUCGAUGUGAAAGAAAUCAUCCGGUUGUUCAUGGAGAUCUGCCAAGCGGUGAAGUACUUACACGAUUUUACACCCGAAGCGAUCGCGCAUCGCGACCUCAAAGUCGGAAACGUGUGUCUCACGGAAGACAUGACCCCGGUUUUGAUGGAUAUGGGGUCGUGCGCAACCGCAAAAGUCCAAGUUUGUGGGGCCCAAGACGCCCAGAAACUACAGGACUUGGCAGCGGAGAGGUGCUCAAUGACGUACCGAGCGCCGGAGUUGUUUCACGUGGAGAGUUAUUGCGUGAUCGACCAACGAACUGACAUUUGGAGCUUGGGUUGCGUGCUGUUCGCGCUGUGUUACUUUAAGUCGCCGUACGACUUCGUGUACGAGCGCGGCGACUCCGUCAACCUGGCGGUCAUUUCUGGCACGAUUACGUUCCCUGAAGACACCCCUUUCAACGAAGACGUCCACGACUUGAUUCUUUUCAUGUUGAAGGUCAACCCGUCGGAGCGCCCUUACGUCGACAGCGUCAUCGAAAAAACGCGACAAUUAAAAAACAAAAUCGAACCAGUUGUAUAAUUUAUUUUUCUACACUGUAAAUAUUGUUUAAUAUACACUUUUACUUUU